AUGGUCUCAGCGCUGGCGCUUGUGGUGGCCGGAAAGAGCGGAAACGGAGAAGGAGAAGCGAGCCAGUUUCUUUGCUCAACUCGGGCGGCCAUGGCCUCGCCGGAGGAGACAUCUUCCUCCUACCACGAACCAGCGAGCGCUCGUAGAAGGUACCGGGGGGUCCGGCAGAGGCCGUGGGGGAAGUGGGCGGCGGAGAUAAGGGAUCCCCACAAGGCCGCUCGCGUCUGGCUGGGGACCUUCGAGACGGCGGAUGGCGCCGCCCGCGCCUACGACCAGGCAGCGCUCCGCUUCCGAGGGAGCCGCGCGAAGCUCAACUUCCCCGAGAACGUCCGUCUCCGGCCACCGGACCCAGUGGCUCCUCCACCACCAUCUCCGUCCAACUUUCAGAGGCGUCCGCUCAGUCUCUUGGACCAACUCUUGUUCUCUUCUUCUUCUUCAUCCUCCUCCUCUUCUUCUUCCUCGCUCCCUCUCCCUCAUCCCAUGGAGAGAGCUACGCCUGCGGGUCGUGUUCCGGCGCCGGAGGGCUCAGGCUGCGGCGGCGGGAUGGAGUUUCCCUUAUCUUAUUGGCCAGAGUCCGGCGUGUACCCACCGCAGUAG
This is a messenger RNA of Spirodela intermedia, 597 nucleotides long. NCBI's taxonomy places the organism in Eukaryota, Viridiplantae, Streptophyta, Magnoliopsida, Alismatales, Araceae. The record is from the annotation of a GenBank genome assembly.